AUGGCCUUUCAAAAGACUCUUGCUCGCCUUGCCGAUUCAUUUUCAGAGCACUGCCGAGAUUUCACGUUAAGUCGCGCCUCAGAAAAUGGCCAAGAGGGAAACGGGGACCAUCAUUGCGCAUCUGUUCCUGAUACCCGUGUCCUAGUCGACGUACAGAAUACUCUAUGCCAAUCGGCCCAGUGGCUAAUGAAUGGUGGCUUUUUCCUGUCUCAGGUUACCGGCCUUUCCGAGUUGCUACUUACCAUUGACCGUGGCGUUCGCGCCAUAGUCAAGCCACCAAAAAUGCUCGUGUCAUUCCUUAGUAGCUCACGCCGCUCUACCACGACAUCGGCAUCGCAUGUCAGCUGGCACGGUCACUCAUCAUGUGCUCGACCAAUGAAAAGGACAUACGAAGCCCAUAUUAGCCGCCACCCAGUCACGGGAAAUAAGAUGAUUAACCAAUACGAGAUUCUCAGUGAACUGGGAAGUGGUCAACAUGGCAAAGUCAAGCUGGCUUACGAUACGAAAAGGGACCAAAAAGUUGCAAUUAAAAUCAUAAAGAGACAAAUCAAAUCCUACCAUCUGUCCAACUUUAGCAAGUGCAAGGCCGAUCCUCUUACGGAAGUUGCGGUUCUUGAAGAAGUGCAGCAUCCGAAUGUGGUCACUUUCUUUGAAUUUAUCGAUGAUCCUGCCUACCAGAAAGUCUUCAUUGUCCUGGAGUAUCUGGAAAACCGUAGUAUCAUCUGGCGAAAGAAGGGCUUGCCAGAAAUAUUGUGCAUUGAGCGGAUGCGUUGGGCAAUUGAGAAAGCCGGAAGAGCGAUUGAUCUGUCGAAUUUCAUUGGGCAGGGACGAAAACUCCUUCGGGCUGCGCAAGAUCGGCGGCGACAUUGUUCACUGACAACUGAGUUGAUUGAAAGCGGUGACGAGAUCGAUAUGUCAACCCCUUUCUUUUGCUUGGAAAAUGGCGUCGUGGGUUCAUUUGACGAAGAACCCCGAUUCGUAUCCAACAUUUCAGGCCCCCUAAGCCUUCCUUUUGCUCUAGGAGACGGAAGUGAUGCUAAGAGUACAGUUUCCACUCCAGAAUCCGUACAUGAUAUUGUGCAUCCCGGUUGCGUGGACGACCUCUGUGCGGAUUUCACAUUCGAACAAUGUUCCACCAAAGAUUUUGGACAUGUCUUCUUUGAUGAUGGGUGCUUUUCAGAUAUCGAUGAGAUAUCAUAUGUCCCUUGUCUGACUUUAGCCGAAGUCCGGUGCGCUUUUUCGGAUCUGGUAGAGGGAUUGGAAUACCUCCACUCCCGAGGAAUCAUUCACCGUGAUCUUAAGCCCGAAAAUAUUUUAGUCACCGGCAAUGGUCAACAUAAGAUCUCCGACUUCAGUGUUGCUUUUAUGAAGCGAUCCAAAUAUCAUUUGGAACAAGCUCCGAACAUCACCGAUGAGAUACGAUUUAGUGGCGUCAAUGGGGUAGCUGAGACAGUUGGGACCCCUGCAUUCAUGGCACCCGAGCUGUGCUACACCGAUGAUGAUUUCGUGGACACUAUUGGGUCUGUGCCUGAGAUUACUGAUAAGAUUGACGUAUGGUCUCUGGGCGUUACGUUAUACGGACUCAUCUUUGGUCGACUACCGUUCAUCUCGGGAAAUGAGUACAGCCUAUUCCGCAAAAUAGUCUAUGAGGAAGUUUUCAUUCCUAGGAAACGACUUGUUUCGGUCGAACAUAGACAUUCUAGCGACUCGAAAAUGAAUACCAGGAGUGUCGAGGACCUCUCCUAUGAGGACAUAGAUGAGGAUCUCUUCGAUCUGCUCCAACAUUUGUUGAGAAAAAACCCAAAUGAACGAAUAAUUCUGAAAGAGGUGAAGUCUCACCCAUGGCUUCACCGAAGACUUUAA
Messenger RNA from Penicillium arizonense, 1863 nucleotides. RefSeq names its product serine/threonine-protein kinase. Gene Ontology annotation, biological process: autophagy; peptidyl-serine phosphorylation. NCBI's taxonomy places the organism in Eukaryota, Fungi, Ascomycota, Eurotiomycetes, Eurotiales, Aspergillaceae. Gene Ontology annotation, molecular function: ATP binding; protein serine/threonine kinase activity. Bases 1 to 1863 code for a protein of 620 amino acids. Gene Ontology annotation, cellular component: cytoplasm. The transcript has a single exon. The record is from RefSeq and is a predicted model, not a curated record.